GAGAGGCUGGUCGCCAUCGGGGACCUGCACGGCGAUUUGAACAAGGCGACGCGGGCCUUUCGCGCGGGCGGGCUCAUCGAUUCGCACGGCAAGUGGAUCGGAGGCGCGACGGUCGCGGUGCAGGUCGGGGACCAGCUGGACCGCGGCGGUGACGAGGUCGCCAUCCUCUACAUGCUCGAGCGACUGCGAAAAGAAGCCAGAGACGCCGGCGGCGAGCUCAUCGUGAUGAACGGCAACCACGAGACGCUGAACGUCGCCGGGAGGUUCCGAUACGCGUUCGAGCCGGGCAUCGAGGACUUCAGGCGGUGGCGGGGGCGGCAGCUCCUCGGCGCCGCGCUGAAGGCAAAUCGCGGCCGGUCGGGCAACGCGCCUCCCCCCGGAUCCGCGUCCGGUCGCAUGUACGCGGACACCGGCCCGGGGUGUACGAUGCCGAGACUCGCGGCGCUCGCGCCGGGUGGACCGAUGGCGAAGAGGUUCCUCGCGCAUCAGCCCGUCGUCGUCGCGGUCGGAUCGACGCUGUUCGCGCACGGCGGCGUGCUUCCCCACCACGUCCAGUACGGCCUCGAGCGGAUCAACCAAGAGACGAGCGAAUGGAUCCGCGGCGACGGCAAGCCCGGGCCGCCGCCGGUGCACGUCAGCGGCGGUCGAAGCGUGGUCUGGGCGCGGGACUACUCGUGGCCGCAGCGGCACAAGUGCGACUGCGGGGUGCUUCGGCGGGCGUUGGACGGCCUUCCGGGGAUUGACCGCGUGGUCGUGGGUCACACGAUCCAGCAACCCGAGGGUGUUAACGCGGCGUGCGACGGGCGGGUGCUCCGCGUGGACGUCGGCAUGAGCGAGGGAUGCGGCGGGUCCGAGCCCGAGGUUCUCGAGAUUUUAA
Messenger RNA from Micromonas commoda, 877 nucleotides. RefSeq lists its product with no specific name. The annotation marks the transcript as partial. NCBI's taxonomy places the organism in Eukaryota, Viridiplantae, Chlorophyta, Mamiellophyceae, Mamiellales, Mamiellaceae. The transcript has 2 exons. The record is from RefSeq and is a predicted model, not a curated record. Gene Ontology annotation, molecular function: hydrolase activity.